GCGUGUGUACUGCUGCGCGCCCCCGGCACGAAAACGUCACGGCGCUCUUCUCGCGCGCUGGUUAAAAAGAAGGAGGAAAGCGCACGGGCAAAACAUGUGAGCGCUUCUGAGGACUUGCGGAAAAGAAGAAGGAACUUGUACUGUCUGUUUUCUUGGUUUAAUUUUUUUCCUCAAUGCAUCAACAGACCGAGGGAUUACAAUUAUUAUCAUUAUCAUCCGCAAGGGACGCCAGGGCUCUGCUUUUCUGGAUAAAUGAUUCCCUUCUUUUGGCUGUUUUCUGGGAAACGGCUCGUAUUUGUUAUUAUUAGAAGACAGACACCUGCAGCAUGCUUGUACUUGUAAAUGUAAUAAACUCGCACAUACAUCGCGUUCUAAUAUAACAGAUUGUUUUAUUAUUUGUAUUUUUUUGGUGCAUCCGCCUAUUUUUGGAAAUAUUGUGGAUUUAUUUGCUUGGAUCUUUCUGAAUCUUCCUCCAAAGUUGUUUUCAAAACAAAACAAAACAAUGAAGCACUUGCAAUUCGUGCUGGUGCUGGCCAUCGCUGUCAAUGUUUGGGAGUGUGGCGACGCCAAAUUCGGACCCGAGCGCGGCGGCGAACUGAGCGCCAGGCGGCGACGCUGCUACGACGGCAGCCUGCCCAAGCGCCUCAAGAAGCGGGAGAGGAAAGUGCUCCUGGACGGCGGCGGUGGCGCUGGCUCCACGACCACCUCCGCGUCCACCGGCAGCGGAGGCGAAGUUUGCCACCGGCUCUACCCACGAGUGUCCUGCUGUCCCACCAGAAGAGCCGCAUAUCAGAUCGCGCAGCGCAGGGAUGCCCGCAUCUUCUCCACCAACAACACAGAAUGCGGCCGUCUGCUGGAGGAGAUCAAGUGCGCACGCUGCUCCCCCAACGCGCAAGUGUUGUUCCACCCGUCGGAACCCGGCAGGAUGCCACACAGGGAGCCCGACCUGCCCCAGCUCUGCCAGGACUUCUGCCGCGAGUUCUACUACACCUGCCGGGGACACAUACCGGAAUUGUUCCAGGCUGACGUGGACGAGUUCUGCCAAUACUACGGCAGACGAGAUGGAGGCCUGUGCUUUCCAGAUUUUCAACGAAAGCAAGCACAGGGCCAAGAUUCCAACUACUUGGGCGAUGAGAAAAUGGAAGAUAUCAGCAGGAAACACAAACACAACUGCUACUGUGCCCAGGAGGUGUUGAGUGGUCUGCGGCAGCCUGUGGCCGUGGUGCAUUGCGGCGACGGAUCCCAGCGCCUCUUUGUCCUGGAACGGGAGGGAUUUGUCCGAAUACUCACCCAUGACCUGCAGCUGCUCAAAGAGCCCUUCCUGGACAUCCACAAGCUGGUGCAGAGCGGCCUGAAGGGCGGAGAUGAAAGGGGCCUGCUAAGCCUGGCAUUCCAUCCCAAUUAUAAGAAGAAUGGCAAGCUCUACGUCUCCUACACCACCAACCAGGAGCGCUGGGCCAUCGGGCCGCACGACCACAUUCUCCGCGUGGUGGAGUACACCGUGUCCAGAAAGGACCCAAACCAGGCGGAUACCCGGACCCUGCGGGUACUGAUGGAAGUGGCUGAGCUGCACCGGAAACACCUGGGCGGGCAGCUGCUCUUCAGCCCCCAGGGUCUGCUGUACAUUGUUUUGGGGGACGGGAUGAUCACCCUGGAUGACAUGGAGGAGAUGGAUGGACUCAGUGAUUUCACAGGGUCCAUGCUCAGGGUAGACAUGGACACGGACGGCUGCGCCUCGCCCUAUUCCAUACCGCGGGACAACCCGUACUUUAACAGCACCAAUCAGCCGCCGGAAAUCUUUGCGCAAGGCUUACACGACCCAGGCAGGUGCAGCGUGGAUCGGCUCCAAACGGAGAACGGUAGCCUUCUCAUGCUCUGCACGGAUGCCAGCGGCAAAAACUCAACUACUGGAAGAAUAUUGGAGAUUCACAAAGGGAAAGAUUACGAGAAUGAACCUUCCGUCUAUGACCUGCAGUCCAUUGGAGGAGCACCACCGGUGGGGGGUUUCAUCUACAGAGGUUGCCAGUCCAGACGAUUGUAUGGCAGUUACGUGUUUGGAGAUAAGCUCGGCAACCUGCGGAUUCUCCAGAAGUCAUCGAUAACGCCUUCGGAACCGAGCGACCAGUGGCAGGAGAAACCACUUUGUCUAGGCUCAGCCGGCUCCUGCGGCUCCAUGCUGGUGGGACACAUCCUGGGAUUCGGAGAAGAUGAAUUGGGUGAAGGGUACAUACUGGCGAGCAGUAAAAGCACGGCGCAGUCGCACAGCGGAAAACUCUACAAGUUGGUGGACCCCAAAAGGCCCCUCAUCCCCAAGGAGUGCCAGCGUCAGGUGGAGCCUCCCGAGCUGCUGAUGACAGCUUGUUCCCGACACUGCAAGAACGGCCACUGCACUCCCACUGGCAAAUGCUGCUGCAGCCCCGGCUGGGAGGGGCCCUUGUGCCGCAUCGCCAAGUGCGACCCAGGCUGCCGCAACGGAGGCGUGUGCAUGGAGCCCAACAAGUGCCUGUGCAAGAGCGGCUACUCGGGCGACCAGUGCGAGCAAAGCGAGCGGGGCAUGCCCAACGACCAGGAGAAGGACGGCCUCCUGGACCACAUCAUCGACAUGACCUCGUACCUCCUGGACCUGACUAGCUACAUCGUAUAAAGAGACUCUGAUGGGGGAGGGGAGGGCGUCCUCGUCGGCACCUUCCAUCCUCGCCCUACACGAAUCUACCUAAGCGCCACUGGCCAACGAGGUAUCCUCUUUUUUUUUUGCCCACGCUGACACAUGAAAAAAAAUGGAUCUCCAUCACAGCUGCCUUUACUCGACAUCACCGGACAUUACGGUUACUUACUGGACGAUAAGCUACUUGCUCCCCCCACCACCCGACCACCAGGCCUGGAAUCCAAGUCUCGGAAAACGCCGAGCCAAGACGUUUUUUGCUUCUCUCUGGGACAAA
Messenger RNA from Hippocampus comes (tiger tail seahorse), 2939 nucleotides. RefSeq names its product hedgehog interacting protein (gene hhip). The coding region runs from base 503 to 2644 and encodes 713 amino acids. The record is from RefSeq and is a predicted model, not a curated record. Lineage: Eukaryota; Metazoa; Chordata; Actinopteri; Syngnathiformes; Syngnathidae. The transcript has 13 exons.